This is a messenger RNA of Cynoglossus semilaevis (tongue sole), 824 nucleotides long. It is a transcript of the gene map1lc3c, whose product is annotated as microtubule-associated protein 1 light chain 3 gamma. Lineage: Eukaryota; Metazoa; Chordata; Actinopteri; Pleuronectiformes; Cynoglossidae. Gene Ontology annotation, biological process: autophagy. Bases 262 to 654 code for a protein of 130 amino acids. The transcript has 5 exons. The record is from RefSeq and is a predicted model, not a curated record.
UUUUCAUUCCGAUAAUAUUGAUUACUAGGAUGAUGGGACGCUUUGACUCGACCGUUGUUGACCAUUACCACGAGAGCUCGUAUUUAAUAUAUCAGUACGAAUAACCGACCGUUAAAAUAAACGUCAGUGAUGCCGACGACGAUUGGCGCCACGUGUUAAUCAGCUGAUGCGUCACAGCCGCAGAAUUUGUCUAUUUAACUGCGGAGCCUCGUCCAUCGCACACUCAGACGCUGAGAAAGAACAGAAGGGAUCAGAAAAGAAAUGCCUCCGUUUGAGAGUAACCACCAGCAGCCGCAGAACAAGCCCUUCAAACAGAGAAAAAGUUUUGCCACGAGGAAACAGGAGGUGGCAGGAAUCAAGUCCAAGUUCCCAAACAAGAUCCCGGUAAUCAUUGAACGAUAUGAGCGUGAGAAGUUUCUCCCUCCUCUGGAUAAAACAAAGUUCCUGGUUCCUCAUGAACUCACGAUGACGCAGUUUGUCACAAUCAUCAGGAACAGGAUGGCGCUGUUGCCCACUCAGGCCUUCUACCUGCUCAUCAACAACAAGGGUCUGGGCAGCAUGUCGCUGACCAUGGCUCAGGUUUACAAGGAGCAGCAGGAUGAAGAUGGCUUCCUUUACAUGACCUACGCCUCCCAGGAAAUGUUCGGACACUGACCGCACCUCCAAACACUGGCCCGCUGCACUUUUUAUGUACACUGCUACCAGUCUGUCUGCUGUAAAUAUGAAAAAAGUUUUUAUUUAUUGUACAAUGUUUGUUUAAUGUAGAUUUUAUUGAAAAAGUGAUUAUUUAGCUCUAAUAAAUAUUGUUGUCAUAAAUGUAAACA